GAUACUGGAAACCAGCAUGAAUUAUUGGUUAAACAGACCUAUGAAGAUGUCCUGGCAACAGUCAUUAUAAACAAGAUAUCUGCUGAAUGCGAGAAAGAAAUGCUAAACGGAUUUGAAAGAAAGGAAGAUAGGAGAAGAGGGAGUAAAGGACAGGAAGAUGAAGAAAGAAGAAAUGGAGGUGGACGAAGAGAACAAGCAGAAGGAGAAGGUGAAGGUGAAGAAGGAGAAGAGGAAAGUCAAGAAAGUUCUGUUCUAAGAAGAUUCAAGGAUAGAUGUAUAUCUCAGUCUGAGUUUAACCCGGUUCAGAAUAUUAGAAUACUAACACAUAGUGUUAAAUCUUCAACAAGUGGGUUUGGAGAUGGGAGCACAUUAUCUUCCUCCUCCUCAUCAUCAUCUUCUUCUUCUUCUUCUUCUUCUUCUUCUUCGGAAACUAGUCGAGCUAGCUCACCCCUCCAUCCUAUUUGCCGAUCUCUCUCGCCGAUCCUGAACCAAAGAUCUCUCCCGCCGAUCCGAAACCAAAGAUCGGAGAAUGUGUCACCAAUGUCGGAUAUGUCGGAACUACAAAACUCUAAUAUAAUGAUUGAGGAGGAGCUUGAAGAGGUUGUAACGGUUUAUGAAUCUGAUGAAGACGUCCUUACUCCGUUCGUAUUCUCCAGUGAGCGGCAUUCCCUCCUGCUGUCUCCGCUCCUGGAGAACUCCGAACCCGUCCCGUUCCCUGAGUUUGGGAUUGAUCUUGUGGAUCAGGAUUAUCAAUCAGAUGAGGUAUGUCUACACCAGGUUAAGGUCCCGGUAAACUGCUGGGAGGACAACUGGUUAUUUAGGAAAUCCUUCCCUGCUACUGGAGGAGGGAGAAGGGAGAGUAGUUGCUCCUUGAACCAGGCUGUAUCUAUGCUAGUUCCAAACCCCUUCCAGACAAGUGGAGUCAGGAUAGGGGACAGGGACGCAGACCAGGUUUCCGAGCUAUCUGAACGCCAGUCCAUCGGGUCCCUUGAACUUAGUUCUAGUGAUGAAGAAAUGGAGGGAGAAGAGUUAAUACAAGUUGUGAGAGUGGAGGAAGGAGGAGAAGGAGAACGAGAUACAGAAGAACAGGAUAAUGAGCAAGAUCAAGAAUAUACAAUAUAUAGUCAUAUACCUCACAGGAGGGACUCUAGUCAACUUUUAGGAAGUGCCAACUUCUCAAUGGAGGAUUUUGGAGCUGAUAAUCCAGGGUUGGGAGCUUAUGGAGCUGAUAAUCCAGGGUUGGGAGCUUAUGGAGCUUCUAAUAUAAAUACCCCGGGCUGUGAUAUUGAACUAGUCUGUGCUCCAAAUGAUAUCAGUACGCACACAGGGAAACUGAUCCAGAUUUGCGUACAGUUUACUGGUUCCAGGCCUAUAGACGUAUUCUGGUAUAGAGAAGGAGCAGAGAUCACGCCUAGUUCACGUGUUUGGAACAGGAGUGGUAGAGGGCGUAGAGAUCUCUUUCUCUUUGAUGCAGACAAGCUGGAUACAGGAAAGUAUACGAUGCUUGCAUUAAACAGAACAGGAGAAAUAUGGCAUUCUUUUAAUAUCAACGUUAAAGAGACCCGGAGAGCUGAGCACCCACCUGAGGUUGUAUCUGAGCUGCUACCCCUGACCUACCAGGAGGGGGAAACCCUGGAACUAUCAUGUCACGUGACUGGAUAUCCUGAACCCAGGGUUUCAUUUUACCGCGGGGGUAAACUACUGCAGGACAACGAGAACUGUGGAAUAGAGUACAGUGGAGGUGGAGAGUGGAAGCUUAUCAUUCAUAGACUUUCAUCCAGGGAAAACUGUGAGUUCUCUGUUAUAUCAGAGAAUAGGUUGGGUUCGUCAACUAGAGACUGGAGGGUCACAGUUCUUCCAAACCGGACGAUUUCUGAUGAACAGGACCAACUGGAAGAUUCAGAGGAUGUCUACGAGGAUAUGAGUGUAUGUUCCGCUGAUAUUCAAGGAAUACAAUUAAAUCUCCAGGAUUCCGUUCCUCUGAUAAAGAACAGAGGUUUAGGAAGUGUCCUUGAGGUUCAGGGUCAGACCCCUAAAAAUGUCCAGGGUCAGACCCCUAGUAAUGUCCAUGUCAUGUUGACCGGCGCUAGUCUUGGAGAAUCUACAACAGAAGGAGAAAACAAGAAAGAUGAACAGGUUUUAAUCUUGGACGGACUGUUUGGAGAAUCCAGGACGGAUUCUUUUGUAUCUCAUCUCAGCCUGGACGGAGAGGUUGGAGAAACGGGGACAGAUACAACACUAACCUAUCUCCAGAUUGGAGGAGAAGUAGGAGAGACUAACACUGAUUCAACCUUGGAAAAUAGAAGGGAUAAAGCUCCAAUACCAGGAAGUUUAGCUGAUAGAGAGCACAGGAAGUGGGUAGAGGGUGCUGUACAGUUGCAGUACAAUCCGUACAGUACAGAAAACAUCGCUCGGAGAGUAUCUAGGAAGCACUCAACUGUAGAGACAGACAGGAGUAUGAUGAAUCAGGUUUAUAUGGGUGAGGACAGACCUCGGAAGAUAGAUUGCGGCCUCCCAAGUAUACAAAGCAGCCUUUACGCCCGGGAGUACUAUGUACCCAAGGAGAAGGGAGAGGAGAGGAGUAGGGAGUACUUUACACCCAUAGUGAAAGGAGAAGAUAGGAGUCAGCUGAAGUACCAAACAAGGAGCAGAAAUUCAAGUUCAGAAUCUUCUAAGCAGAGAGUUGAAAGGUUGAAUAAAGAAGACGAGCAGAGUAAUGAGGACGAAACUGAAGAUGUAACCAUCUCCGUCCUCCUGGACGAGGUGGAGGAUGAGGACGAGGAUGCUAGGGUUGAGGAUAGCGGAGUGGGUUCUGCAAGUGAGAGAAAUGUAUCAGAAGACCGGGAUGAACCGACCCUCUCCGUCCUAGAACGUGCGAAACGUCUCCAGGGUGAGAUAGAUAAGAGAGAAGAGGAGAGAACUAACCGUAGAUCCUGGGAUAGGAGAGGAGGAAGUGUGGAUAGUUUACUGGAUUGGGAGUCGGAUUCUACACGACCUCCGUCCCUACCUCCUAAAGUGAACACCUCCGGCCUAUCCUCCAACCCUCCACUGCCUCCGAAAGGUUCUGGAGUAAAUGAUAUCACGUCUCCUCCACCACUACCACCCAAGUCAAGGUCUGUUGAUAAGCAAGGAGUAGUUCCAACCGACUCCGGACUCCAUGGGAGUUCGGAAUCUCUUCAUUCCUCUGAGGUUCCCUCCUCGGCAAUGGAGGGGUAUAUAGAGGACGGAUAUAUUAUUGAGGACGGAUUCAUACUGCAGGACGGAUUCAAUAUGAAGGAUGGAUACAGUAUGCAGGACGGAUACAGUUUACAGGACGGGUACAUGGUUCAGGACGGAUAUCUGGUUGAGGAUGAAUAUGUUAAUAAUGAGAGUCCGAGGACUGAUGAUGAUUAUAUUCUCCAGUAUGAAUCUGGAGAUAACAGUGAUACCGAGGUGGAAGAAAUCCAUGAUCAAGAGGAUACUCAUGAUGAUUACGCUGAUGAUGAUGAUGAUGAUGAUGAUGAUGAUGAUGAUGAUGACGAAUAUGAAAAUGAGAAGGAUAAAAACUAUGCUUACUCUAUACAAGUCAUUGAGGACGAAAAGGAAAAUAUUGGACCUAGACCAGGACACCCUGAUCCCUCUCCUGUACCCUACCCGCACCCUGAUUAUUCAUCCUACCCUGCCCAGGACGGAUACUCCUCCGGAGAUCUAGAUCUGGUUCCUAAACUACCGUCCGUCCGGGAUCUAGCAAUAAAGUUCCAACCUAGAUCCAGUCCUGAACCUAAACCUAGGAAAUCUUUACUCAAGAAAAAGGUGUUUAAACCGGUUUCCAACGGGUAUCAGUCUAACUCCACCUGCACCCUUAGCUUACAGUCUAGAGUAGACCUUGAGCAACUCCAGGACGCAUGUAGAUCUCCGGGUACUCCUGUAAAAGCUAAACUAGCGGCGGACGGUGUAAACGUGAUCUAUUCCGCUCCUGCUCCACCCUUGAUCCCCCCGGAUCAUGAUGAUCUCUACCGGGAGGAUUUUGACGAGUUCCUUGACAAAGUUGCGUGUUCUAGUCCUAUCAGGAGAUGUGAAACCAGUUCUGCAAGUUUACCUAUAUCCUGGUACUCCAGUAGAGACUCAUUACUCUGCUGUUCUCCAUCAGCUCCUAUAUCCUUAAAUACUCCAGACUUUGCUCCUCAGAUCAUGACAGAUGAAUAUGUACCAUCUCCUCCCUCCUCCUCCUCCCCAUCCCCCUCCUCCUCCCCGUCUCUCUCCUCAUCCCCUCCCCCCACCUGCUCCUCCCUCUCCAGCUCCGUCAUGUAUACAACCUAUAUUCCGGACAGAGACCUUAACCCCUCCGAGGUUGAGAUAAUCGAGAAUGAAUACACUAUCCUAGAGUAUAGUGAUAUAGAACCUGAGUACUCGGAGCCUGUUCAGGAGAAUAGUGAGCGUGCCUGGAAGAGUAACACGGGGCUGUCUGAUAUCAAGGAGUUCUGGGAGCGAAUAAACCCCUCUCGGUUCCAGUACGUCAAAUAUGCGUCAGAUUCAAAUAUUUGUGACGCAUCUGCCCUGGAGAACGGACUUAGAAACAUUCCCAAGGAUAAGGAUUUCUCCUCGGCCGGAGAGGGAACAGAAUCUGAAGCGGAAGGAUUUGAAGAUCAUAUCUAUUGUCAGAUUCAUGACGUACCAGGAGUCAGAGCUCCUGGAGGGAUUGAAUCCGGGUUCUUCUCCUAUGAACAGUACGGAUACUAUGAUAAUGUUAUCCCUGAGGAACCGUCAGACUAUGAGGAUAGUUGGACCGAACCUACUCAUAUUAAUCUUAUAUCAGUCCCCCAAUCCAAAUCUGAGAACGGAUCCAUAGCAGAGGAGAUCCACGACUCAGAUAGUAUUGUCUCCAUUCAGUCGGAUCAUGUAACCCUGAUAUCUAUAGAACCAGAACCUAAUCUAAUCAAUCUUAAACCCAGAACCAUGAUCUCCUUAACUAACCCUGAUAAACAGAAGAAUAAAACUAACAAAACUAACCCAACAAACCUGGAUUAUGUGACUAACCAGAUUAAUCAAACUAACCUUCUACUCGAAGAACCCUCCGGGAACCCCAGGUUGGGUUCAGUUAAAGAUCUCAGACGAUUGUUUGAGAACGGGUUUUCCGGUGCUCCGUCUAACCCUGCUCCGCGCAAACCUGCUCCGAUAAACCUUACUUCCGAUUCGGUGCACAGUUUAACAGCCAGGUCUGUCCCCAGGGAGUUCAGGGACAACCUCAAGCACGUAAACAAGGAGCCCACUAGGGACAGUAUUGUUAGGGUACAAGGGGACCCUAGCAGGGUAGAGGGGAGGGGGGGACCGGAGAACGAACAUUAUGAUAUUUAUACAGAUAGACGAAAGGCGCAUUUAUUCUACAAUAGCAGAGGGGAGAGCCCAGAACAUACUGGUAUACCGGCGUGGCCUGUCCAGCUACCAGCGCGCCGAGCAGAGCGGGAAUCCCGUUAUACGGGGAAUACAAGUGAUGAAAGUUCAGCGGGGUUUAACAGCAGACAUCGAAGAAAUAAGCAGAGAUCAAUUCAUCAGUAGACAUUUAAUAUACAUUUCUACAAUUAGCAGACAAUUUAACUUUUAUAAACACUUCUACAAUAAGCAGACAAUUAAGCAUCUAGUAGGCAUUUCUACAAUUAGCAGACAAUUAAGCAUUUAGUAGACAUUUCUACAAUUAGCAGACAAUUUAACUUUUAUAAACACUUCUACAAUAAGCAGACAAUUAAGCAUCUAGUAGUCAUUUCUACAAUUAGCAGACAAUUAAGCAUUUAGUAGACAUUUCUACAAUUAGCAGACAAUUAAGCAUUAAGUAGACAUUUCUACAAUUAAUAGACAAUUUAACAGUUAGAAGACAAUCCUACAAUCAGUAGAAAAUUUAACUUUUAAAGGAAAUUCCACAAUUAGCAGACAAUUUAACAUUUAGUAGACAUUUCUUCAACAAGCAGACAAUUAAACAUUUAGAAGACAUUUAUACAAUUAGCAGACAAAUAAACAUUUAGUAGGCAUUUCUUUAAUUAGCAGACAGUUUAACAUUUAGCAGACAUCUCUACAACAAGCAGACAAUUAGACAUUUAGCAGACAUUUCUACAAUUAGCAGACAAUUUAACUUUUGAAGACAUUUCUACAAUUAGCAGACAAUUUAACAUUUUGUUGACAUUUCUACAAUUCUUUAAUAUAUUUUUAGUCUGCGGACACCCGUUUUACGUGCCUUAUUAUCACAAAAAAUAUGUAUAUAAAAUUCUAAGUUUGAUAUUAAAACAUUCUCCUUCUACGAUAUUGUUGAUAUAUUUAUUAGAAAUAAGAAUAUAUUUGUUUGCAAUAAAAUAGUUUUUUCCCUUGUUGAUUAUCCUGUUUGAUGUAUAAUUUUCAAACAAACAAAUGAGAAACAUUUAUGAAUUAAAUUUGAAACUUUGAUUA
Eurytemora carolleeae is the source of this 6414-nucleotide messenger RNA. RefSeq lists its product as uncharacterized. Gene Ontology annotation, biological process: homophilic cell-cell adhesion. Gene Ontology annotation, cellular component: plasma membrane. The record is from RefSeq and is a predicted model, not a curated record. Lineage: Eukaryota; Metazoa; Arthropoda; Copepoda; Calanoida; Temoridae.